This is a messenger RNA of Paramormyrops kingsleyae, 2611 nucleotides long. RefSeq names its product serine protease HTRA3-like. Gene Ontology annotation, molecular function: protein binding; serine-type endopeptidase activity. Gene Ontology annotation, biological process: proteolysis. The record is from RefSeq and is a predicted model, not a curated record. Gene Ontology annotation, cellular component: extracellular region. NCBI's taxonomy places the organism in Eukaryota, Metazoa, Chordata, Actinopteri, Osteoglossiformes, Mormyridae.
ACCUUUAGGCUACUUUCAACCUUAAAACCUGCCGUCCGCAUACAUGAGCUCUUUGCACAAGAGCACCACCGACCUCUAUAAAACAAUGUAGCUUUUUUAGUCAUUUAUGCCAUUUGUUGUUUUCUAAAUAGCCUUUUCAUUUCAAAACGCUUAUUUUUUUAUUUCUCAUGUUACUGCUGUCAGUCAUAUUUUUUACUUUUAUGAAUCCAUAUACAGCAAACUAAUUAACCAGUGAAAUAGGGAUUUACCUCUACGGAAAACAGAUUCAGCACUUGGACGCAUGCUGCCCAGGGAAACAUUAUGUUACCUAUUUUAACAUUUUAACUUUUGUAUAUAGUUCAUUGCUGGUUUAAGGCACAUUUUGGUUCCUGUUUUGCGGAUCUGUUUCGAGGUGGAGAAUGCAGACCUUAGUAAUCGCUGCGGCUUUGCUUUCUAUUGAGAACUUCAUUGGCGCCGAGCCCAGGACCAGCUGCCCGUCCCGGUGCGACGUGAGCCGGUGCCCGAGCCCCAGCUGUCCGAGCGGCUACGUCCCGGACCGCUGCAACUGCUGCCUGGUGUGCGCCAGCGCGGAGGGCGACCCCUGCGGGCGGAAGGAGGACCUGCCGUGCGGGGACGGGCUGGAGUGCAGGCACCCGGCCGGCAAGCGGCUCUCGAAGGGCGUCUGCCAGUGCAAAAUGGGCCACAAGGUGUGUGGCAGCGACGGCAAGACGUACGGCAACGUGUGCCAGCUAAAGGCUGUUAGCAGGAAGGCUCUGCAGCGGGGAUUGCCCGCUGUCUCCCAGGCACAUAAAGGAUCGUGUGAAAAAGGCUCCGGCACAGGUCGUUCACAUCCAAACAGCCCGAGGUACAAGUUCAACUUCAUUGCCGACGUGGUGGAGAAGAUCACCCCAGCUGUGGUGCACAUAGAGCUCUUCCUCAGGCACCCUCUUUUUGGCCGGAACGUGCCCCUGUCCAGCGGCUCGGGGUUCAUCAUGUCGGAGGCGGGGCUUAUCGUGACCAACGCCCACGUGGUCUCCAGCACCAAGUCCCUGUCGGGCCGGCAGCAGCUCAAGGUGCGGCUGCACGACGGCGACACCUACGAGGCCGCCAUCCGGGACAUCGACAAGAAGUCCGACAUCGCCACCAUCAAGGUCAACCCCCAGAAAAAGCUGCCGGUCUUGCGGCUGGGCCACUCGGCCGACCUGCGACCCGGGGAGUUCGUGGUGGCCAUCGGAAGCCCCUUCGCCCUGCAGAACACAGUCACCACCGGCAUAGUCAGCACCGCACAGCGGGACGGCAAGGAGCUGGGCCUCCGCGACUCGGACAUGGACUACGUCCAGACAGACGCCAUCAUCAAUUACGGGAAUUCUGGAGGUCCGCUGGUUAACUUGGAUGGAGAAGUAAUCGGAAUCAAUACCCUGAAGGUGACAGCAGGAAUAUCUUUUGCAAUUCCCUCGGACAGGAUCAAACUGUUCCUCAACGAAUCUCUGGAGAGACACAGUAAAGUCAAACAAAGACUAUUAAGGAGACUUUACAGCUUCCCAAAGCUUCAGUCAUUGGUCUCUGAUGCAGAGAUGAAGGGCUUGAAGAAGCGUUUUAUUGGAAUCCGAAUGCUCACUAUCACUCCGGGCUUGGUGGAGGACCUGAAAAAGCAGAACGUGGACUUCCCAGGCAUCAGUAGUGGCAUCUACGUCCACGAGGUUCUGCCCAACUCCCCGGCUCAGAAGGGCGGGAUCAAGGACGGCGACGUCAUCGUCAAGCUGAACGGCCGCGCCCUGACCAGCACCGGCGAGCUGCAGGAGGCCCUGGCGGAGGAGACCGCGUUGCUACUGGAGGUGCGUCGCGGCAACGACGACCUGCUGUUCAACAUCCAGCCUGACAUGAUCAUGCAGUGAGCUUCGAAGGCCCCUCCCCCCAUGCACCACAGGACUCCGGCGCUUGGACGGUUUUGCCACGAACGAGGACUUGCCAGCCGCCCCACAUGGGCAGGCCACCACAGGGGAGGGUCACAGUGCGACAAUCAAAGCCACACCCCAGUUAGUCCUCUAGACUGACUCUGACUGGCUCACGGUGAGAGUCACAUUGCACAAAUAUAUCACAUACUUCAAGAAGCGGCUCGUAGACACUUACACAGUAGUAUGACUGUAUCUGUCACAAUGAAGUCAUUUAUAUUGAAGGAAUCUGCUGAAUACCGUGUACAUAGUGAGUAAAUCCCAAUGACGUUGGUUCUGGGAACCUAAGCUUCUUUCUGUCAAAGGCAGCCCAAGAUGUGAAAUCAUGUGCUGCCAGUCAGCUUCUGAUGUUUCAGAAGCGACCCGCGGUGCUGUCACGGGUUCGGUUCCGGGGGGCAGCUGGCGGCGCCGUCUGCGGACCUGCAGUGCCACCGUGUCCCUAAGCGGCACCUCAUCAGCGGCAAAUACAGGUUUACAGUGUCAGACCUGCCUUUGCAACCAAAGUUAUGUGAGGGAGAAUUUAAAUGUUUCUCUUUUCUUGUUUAUCUAUGAAUAAAGUGUAUAUAACAGCUGCUGAAUGGCCUGCGUGUAAAACUAUUGUGUCUUAAGAUCUUAACCUGCUUUGUUCCAUUUUUAGAUUGGAAACCCCCCACAGUUAAAGUAAAUCAAACCCAAAAGUU